This is a messenger RNA of Microthlaspi erraticum, 684 nucleotides long. The record is from the annotation of a GenBank genome assembly. NCBI's taxonomy places the organism in Eukaryota, Viridiplantae, Streptophyta, Magnoliopsida, Brassicales, Brassicaceae.
AUGGCAGCUUGGUGGGGAUGGAAGUGGAGAUGUAUUAAUGUCUUCAAUGGGUCCGGAAAAUGCAGAGACAGAGUACAGUUUGUGAAGGAUCAAACGCGGGAAGCGACAGCUGCACAUCAAAGUGUUAACAUAAAUAGCAGGACCAGAGCCACAUGGAUAGAGAGACUGGUCCAUUGGGUGCGACCAAGUGCAGGCUGGGUGAAGGUAAACACAGACGGAGCGUCUAGAGGUAACUCGGGUCUAGCGUCUGCAGGAGGAGUGUUACGAGACGAGCUUGGGUGCUGGUGCCGUGGCUUUGCUCUCAACAUAGGCAUUUGUACAGCACCUCUAGCUGAAUUAUGGGGUGUGUACUAUGGACUGUGUAUUGCUUGGGACAGCAAGGCCCAGAGAGUAGAGUUGGAGGUCGAUUCGGAGAUGGUUGUUGGUUUUCUCAGGACAGGGAUUGAGGAGGUACAUCCGCUGUCAUUCCUGGUACGCUUGUGCCAUGGCUUUCUAUCAAGGGACUGGAUAGUCCGGGUUUCUCACGUGUAUAGGGAAGCUAACCGCCUUGCGGAUGGGUUAGCUAACUAUGCGUUCUCGUUGCCUUCGGGUUUUCACUCUUUUACUUCUGUAUCGGAUGAUGUUCAUCCACUCUUCUUAGAGGACUCUGUUGGGACUGGUAUUUCACGCCUAAUCCGUUUGUAA